Cotesia congregata is the source of this 249-nucleotide messenger RNA. Lineage: Eukaryota; Metazoa; Arthropoda; Insecta; Hymenoptera; Braconidae. The record is from the annotation of a GenBank genome assembly.
AUGCUUAACAUUACGUGCAUUGUACCAACCGUAUGGAACUAUUAUCCAGACUUCUUGGUCGAGCUCCUAGUCCACGCUCACCUGGUCGAGCAUUGGAACCACCAUCAUAGCCUGACUGGUGUCACGAUCACCCUGGCAGAAGUCACGGCGGUCUCGGAGUAUUACGUCCUCGACAUAAUCUGGUUUCGAAUUGUGGGAGACGUCACUGAUGAUCCGUUUCACGACGAUUAUUACGUCCUUUCCAUAUAG